GAGAAGCAGGGACGAGGACUCAAGUGUGUGGCAUGUGUGCUGGAGGUGUGCUUUACUGUGUGGCCUGCAUGAUUGCAGGAGCAUUGGUGAUUGUGAUUGUACGUGUGUGUGUGUGUGUGUGUGUGUGUCUGUGUGUCCCUCUGUGUGCAUCCUUCAGCUCACCAGUCUGCCAAGUACCACUCAAAAAGCAGCCAGAGCAACCAUUUGCAAGAGGGAGUGUCUGAGUGAGAGGGCGAAUGAAUGAACAAGUGGUCACAAGCUUGCGUCUCUUGUCUGGACGCUGUGGUUUCUCAGGCGUCGUCAUUAGGAAGUGUGACAAAGGAGACAAAAAGGAAAGUACAAAAAAGAAAAGGCAGGGGAGGAGCAGGCUAGUUGAGGAUCCCGAGUGUUUCAGUGAACAAUGAGUUCACAUUGAACCUUUCCCUCUAUUUCUGUCAUUUGGAGAUGUGGCGUAACCAUGGUAAUCACAUGAAAAACAACAUGAUGACGAGAAAAAAAGCACGUGUUUAUCAGGAGUUUGUCUGUUCUUGUGCAACUUGCUCAGUUAGGCAUGUCAGUGUGUAAAACACUCCAGCACUGUGUUUUCUUUUGUGUGUUUUGGUGACUCAUCCAUUUUUUUUUAGCUUAGAUUUGAUUGAUGCCAAUGAGGACCAAUAAUAACCUGCGGCAGUGAGCCGCUGCAACAAGGCAGUAAGGACAGGAAACAGCAGGCUGAAAUAACGACAGGAAACACGCUCCAAAUUCUUCAUUUUUGGAAUUUGAAGGCUGUAAACCUCUGAAGAGAUGGCGUCCCUCCCGCUCCUGGUCCUGCUGCUGCUGACGGUUGCUCGUGGUGCCACCGGUCAAGACUCGGAGAACUCCGAGGCUCUCCCGAGAGGCUGCGGCUGGGGCUUUGUGCGUCCCUACACGCUCCUCUGUGACCUGGACUCCAUCUGGGGUGUGGCGGUCGAGUCAGUGGCUGCCGGCGGGGUGCUGACUGCCCUCUUGCUGGCCCUCAUCCUGCUGUGCCGCUUCCACCACAUCAGUGAGGCCGAGAAGCGCAGCGGCGUGGGACCCAUCCUGCUGCUGCUCCUCGGCGUCCUCGGCUUGUUCGGCCUGAGCUUCGCUUACCUGAUCGAGCAGGACGAGUCUCUAUGUUUGCUCCGCAGGGCCCUGUGGGGUCUCCUGUUUGCCGUCUGCUUCUCCUGCUUGUUGGUGCAGGGCGUCCGCCUGCGACGGAUUGGCCUCGAGCGGCGGAGCCCUGGCGGCUGCGCCCUGACGGGCCUCGCGCUGGGUUUGAGCGCCGUGCAGGGCAUCAUCGCUGCCGAGUGGCUUCUUCUCACCGUGCUGAGGGAGGGACGAGCCGCCUGUCAGUACCUGCCACUGGACUUUUCACUAGCCUGCAGUUACGUGCUGGUCCUCCUCCUAGCCGCGCUGACUGCCGCCUGCCUGGCCCUGUGUGGGAAGACCCAUCUGUGGCGCUGCAAUGCCAUCUGGCUGCUGGUGACCUGCCUGCUGUCGCUGCUCCUGUGGGUGGCCUGGGUGGGCUUCUACCUGUACGGCAACGCCUGGUUCGGGAGGUCCCCAGAAUGGAAUGACCCGGCACUGGCCAUUGCUUUAGUAGCUCAGGGUUGGCUGCUGCUGAUCUUCCACGCCAUUCCCGAAUCCCACAUCUGCCUGAGACCCCCUCCACAGCCAACUGCCCCAGAUUACUUUGACACCUCCCAGAACUCGACACGGCUGAGGGAGACCAGCUUUGAUGAAGACAUCCCUCUCUCUCACAGGCAGUUUGUGGAGAACCAGGGCUACGAAUACAACGACGAGAACACUGCAGGCGUGAGGACCGCCGCCGGUGCCGGGCAACAGAAAAGCAACACCGCCCCCAGGCCCAGUGCUCCUUUCCGCAGCAACGUCUACCAACCCACCGAGAUGACCAUGAUCCUGAACGGGGGAGCGGUGCCCUCUGCCCCUCCAACCUACACAGGGAGGCAGCUGUGGUGAGUGAGAGGAUUGUAAAGAAGAUGUGCGGUCGAAAAUGAAGCGGAGGAAGGAGAGAGUGAGGAACGAGGGGUCCGGAGCGAGAGGCCCGUCUGGUUGAAUUGGACUUAAAACAUGGAUGCCAACUGUGCUGUUUCACUCUGUAUAAAGAGACUGUGUGCCAAUCAACUAUUGUUUGAGUGUGUGUGAGUCUGAGAGAGAGAGUAGGGCAUGGAGGACAGAGCUAAAGCUCUUCUAGCACACACUUCUCUAUAGAAGGGUUAAAAAACUCGAAACGUGAGCAGCAAAACACAUGCCGACUCAGAUCUGAAAAACAUCAACACGCAGUAUACUUUUCCAUUUUGUUUGAUUUGCUCCCCUGAGACUAUUCAGCACUGUAAGCAUCUUUGAAAAACUGUGAAAUCUGUCGCCUUUACCGGCUCCUCGCUUUAGGAUGUCUUUUCUGCCACUCUUCACAAUGCUGACUCUCGCGGAAACAUUUGGCUCCGUCCUCCAUCCACAGUGUAAAGACAGAGCACACGGGCAACUGUACAGCUCAAGCACCGCCCGUCUAAAAUAAUCACACCUCUGUGGGUGUGUAUGUACAGAAUAUGAGAGUGUGUGUAUUCCCAACAUCUCAUCUCCACCACUCCAAUAAACCUUCCCCUCUGCGAACACCUCUUCUUCCUCCCUCCCCAUCUCUUUUUCCGGUUUCACGGCACACAGUCUGUGAAUAUAAAACAUCACUCCUGCCCCGUCCUCACACCUGCAUGGACACUUUGCAAAAAUGUGAAACAAAACUGAAUCCCGAACUGGAGGUCGGAAAAAGUUCCCAAUGGCCGCGCACGGGCCGUAAAAGCGGCCUGGAGCACCUGAACAGAAGGAUUGCAAGCUGCUAAUGAAGUGCUGUUGGAUACGCUGGAGCAGAGUGGAUUCUGAUUGGACGUCGAGGGCAUCAGUCGUCGUCGGUGGGGAGGCACCUCUUCAUCUAGGUCAACUGCUCUCCCACAUCUCUGGUGCCUACUGGCGUUUUGAACCAGCCAGUAGAAACUGUCACUUUAUAUCAGCAGGAAACGGAGCGAGGAAAUGACACGUUCUCCUGCACUUAGCUCUCCUAUCUGUGUUCAUGUGUGCGCUCGUGUGAUUUUAUGAGUGACGGGAAAAAAUACAAAAGUCAAGGUUGCUUUCUGGUGCUAAAUAUCCCUCCACACAACUUCCUAGUGUGGCGCAGAACUACAAGAACAAGGCUGAUGCAGUCUGUGAGUGACAGGCUAUGGAUAGAGCUGUGGCGGGUGUGGAGAUAUCCUAGAGCCUGAGGAAGAUCAGAUAUACAGUGCAAGGUAGAACGAGGGAGAUCAAAUGUUAGAGGGGGAAGAAGGGCAUGGGAGCGAGGAGGAAGGAGACAGCGAGUGACGGGCCGAGAGGAGUCCACGCGACACUGAGAUCUGUGUGAGGAGACGUCUCCCUGGCCUGUGUGAUGUGUGGGCGGCCGUGCUGCUCUGAUGGGUGUGUUCUUCAUCUGGUGAAGCGUGUGUGUCUCCUUCCUCCUCCUCCUCCUCUUCUUCCUCUUCCCUGUGGUCGGCUAUAGAUCAAGUGUAGCCGCGUGCCAAGAAGGACUCUUGUUUCACUGGACUCUCCGUUUCACGCCCUUUCCCUUCACCACGACACCAGCUCUCUCUCUUCACCAGAGAAGCUGUGUACAUAGUAGUGCUGUAAAGCUUUGCUUUCUUGUUCACUUUUUUUAACUGUAGCCUGAGUUUAGACACCGGUGUCAUAUGACCCACUGGUGAACUGACUACUGCAAACUGUUUUUGUCUGGGUAUUUUUUUUAACUGGUUUGCUUUGUUGUUCAUACAUUUGGGUAUUGUUACAAUAUACUGUGAUUUCUCUCUCGCUGGUGUCUUAUCGUUUUCAAACUAGCAUUCUUGGAAAUGUUUUGCCAACACUAGAUAUGCUUUUGGAUUCAUGUUCAAAUGAUAAGUUCUCAUUCACAGGGAUCUACUCGAGUUGUACUUCCGGUUCUCUCUUUGCUGUUACGGGGACACAAACCAUCGAUCACAAACUAUUAUGAUGAAUAUUGUUGGGCCCUUAAUGCAGUAAACAAUGACUUAUUCUUCAAUACUUACGGGAUGAUUAUUGAAUAAUAAAUUAGAGCAGGCAGGGCUGAAGGGACUUAAAUCCCUCACCAACAGUAAUUUUGAUGAACAAUGGUUUUACAUCAACCAUCAACGAAGAAAAGCCAAAGGGUCCCUCCCCCCCCCUCCCCCUCCCCUCGACUGCUGCUGUACAUUCAUGUUAUUCUAAAAUAGGACUGGUUCCAGCAGGCCGUCUCGAGGCCCAAACAGAGCGUCCUGCUGGAGCGCCACGCUCCAUGUGGGUCGACCCUGCUCCGAAACAGGAGCUGUGUUAGUCAUAAAGAGGAACGGUCCUCAGGGGUUUGGAUGGUCAGCGGUGACGAGAUAAAACUCAAGCACUUGGGGCGCAGGAGGCAGGUUUCAGUUCUUGCAAUGUUUUCACUCAAUGUGGAGUACAAAAAAAUAAUAAUAACGUGACUUUGUAGAUUUUGCACUUGUCGACUACCUAUCUGUGCAUGCUUAUCACCAUUUCUACAUGUAAGACCUUUCUCAGAUGUACUUUUGAAUACUAUCUAUUUAUGUAAAAGGUCAUGUGACUGCAAUCAGAAUUCCCAUGUAUAUCAGAUGACACACUUAAUGUCUGUGCUUUCUCAAACACAAAAAGAGAGCUGGCUCUUGAGAAGCGAAAGGAUUAAAGUCAGGGAAAAAAGGUCAAAAAUAGUACGUUUCCCCUAAAAGGAACAACGUGCCAUAAUCACUGGACCUAAUAAUAACUUCCACUGUUAGUUUAAAGACUCGUGGGGAAGAAAAAAAAGAAUUUUCGAACUGAUAUUGUGUUGAAAAUCAGAUAGACUGUGGUGAUAUUUGCACAAUACUUCUCUAUGUUAAGUUUGUCAUCCCUGGGCAGCCCACUGAACCUCCACCCUCCCUGGGUGGGUCAUGUCCUUGCCCAUCCUCUCUGGUUCAUCUUGCCUUCAGACUGUUCCAACGGGUCAGCUGACGGGGGUGAUAUUGGUUUUCACAGCUGUGACUGUGCAGUGACACAGCAUGCCUAUGUAUAGAACUUGAUUCCCCUGAUUAGAAGAAGAAAAACAAACGGUGAACUCAUGUUUCUGUAACUGAAUCAGGAAAGAAAAUAAGUACAAUAAAGUGUCAUGUUUGUAGUUAACUCCAAA
Pseudoliparis swirei is the source of this 5206-nucleotide messenger RNA. RefSeq names its product G protein-coupled receptor, class C, group 5, member Ba (gene gprc5ba). The transcript is spliced from 4 exons. Gene Ontology annotation, biological process: G protein-coupled receptor signaling pathway. Bases 784 to 1980 code for a protein of 398 amino acids. Lineage: Eukaryota; Metazoa; Chordata; Actinopteri; Perciformes; Liparidae. Gene Ontology annotation, cellular component: intracellular membrane-bounded organelle; signaling receptor complex; plasma membrane. The record is from RefSeq and is a predicted model, not a curated record. Gene Ontology annotation, molecular function: G protein-coupled receptor activity; protein kinase activator activity; protein kinase binding.